AUGGACGGGACUCUGUCAGAGUUACUGGCGACUUUCAUGGAGUCGCCGCUGGUGGUGUGGGUGAGGACGCUGGGUCCUCUGGGUUCGUGUGAUGACGCCGGUCCAGAGGAGCGUGUCAACAUGUUCAUGGAGCUGGUGGACGGCGUCUUCCUGCAUAAGAUCAUGACCCACAUUGACCCCAGCCCAACCAAUCAGAGGUUGAACAAGAACGUGAACAACGACGUGUCUCUUCGCUUGUACAACUUGACCGUUCUCACCAGACACAUCAGGACGUACUACCAGGAGACCCUACAACAGUUAAUAGUCAUGCCCCUUCCUAACAUCCUCUGCAUCGCCAAGGAUCCCAUAUCAGCUAACAGCAUGGAACAGCUGAAAAGACUUUUGUUACUGAUACUCGGCUGUGCUGUCCAGUGUGAGCGUAAGGAGGAGAUGAUAGAGAAGAUCAAGCUGCUGGACAUUGAGACCCAAGCUGCCAUCGUCUCUCACAUCCAGGAGGUGACCCACAACCAGCUGAAUGUUCUGGACCUGUCUUGGCUGGAGGAAGGAUCGGAGCUGGACCAAGAAGAGCUGGAGCCUCUGUCCCGCAACAUGGCUGCGUCGCUACAGCAACUGAUUGACCAGAGAGACAAAGCCAGUGAGGUGAUUGUUGAUCUGACCCAAGAGAGGGACUACCUGUCCAGUCAACAGCCCCAGGAAGGAUGCAGAAAACUGGGCACGAGCAGCCCAGUGCGAGGGAAGACUUCUGAAAUAGUGGGAGUAAAUAACAGUGGCUCGUAUGCGGCAGUGGCUGGGCUCACCAAGGAGGAGAAGCAACAUCUGUCCGUGGAGCUUGCUGACACCAAAGCCAAGCUUCGCAGAUACAGACAAGAGCUGGAGGAGAAGACAGAGCAGCUGAUGGAUUCAAAACAUGAAGUAGAGCGUCUGGAUCAGGAAUUACAGAGACAGAAACAAGAGAACCAGUCGUUGUCAUGUGAGGCUCGUUCGGUCCGAGUGUACCGGGACGAAGUGGACUCGCUGAGGGAAAAAGCAGCCCGGGUGGACCGCUUGGAGACUGAACUGUCCAGGUGUAAAGAGAAGCUCAAUGAUGUCCACUUCUACAAGACCAGAAUGGAGGAGCUUCGCGAGGACAACCUGACUCUCAUGGAGACAAAGGUGCUGUUGGAGGAGCAGCUCUCCGCCUCCAGGGGGCGCUGUGAUAAACUGCACACACUGGAGAAAGACAACCUGUUACUUCGAGCUAAAAUACACGACCUUGAAAUGGAGAGGGACGGUGAACGCCGGCGGUUGGAGGAGCUGGUGGAGGAGAACAUGCUGCUGGAGAUCGGACAGAAACAGAGUAUGAACGAGUCUGCUCAUUUGGGCUGGGAGCUGGAGCAGCUGACCAAGAACCAUGACAACACUAACACAGACCCUCGGAAGUCGUUGGUCCAUGAGCUGAAUGAGUGUGUUUCCAGUCGGGUGUUAAAGCUGGAAAAGGAGAACCGCGAGCUUCAGGCCUCCAUAGACGGACUGAAAGAGGACAACCAGCUCCUGCAGGAGCAGCAGCUCCACACCCAGGAGCGAGACAGGGAGAACCAAGGCCUCAGCAAGAAGUUGGACCGUCUCCAGGGUUUAUUGGACCAGGAGAGACUGACCAAUCAGGACAUGGAGUCUCUGGGAGAGGAAUUAUUGAAGGAAAAACAGAGUCUGGAGAGAGAGAUGUAUACCCUGAGGGCAGAGAAAGACAGACAGAUCUCUGAGUUAGAGAGCGAGAAGCAGCACCUCUCUGACGCCGUGGCGUCCCUGCAAGAGCGCGCUCAGUCAAACAACGAGUCAAGGGUCCGCGAGGUGGAAACAGAGAACCGCCUCCUUCACCAGAGCAUCACAGACACCAGCUCCCGAUUGGCUAGCUUAGAAACCCAACUCAAAGUAUCCAGUGAGGAUGCAGAGAGACUGAGGGAGAAGGCGGGGCGCUGUGAGGAGGUGGAGCGGGAGGCGGCGAGGCUGGAGAGGAGCAGGGACGCCCUGAACAGAGAGGUGGCUUCUCUGCGUGCAUGCAGCGAGCGGUCCGAGUCUUUGGAGAAGCAGAUGACCUCCCUGGAGCAGGAGGUGCACAGGCUGAAGCGGGAGGCAGAGGAGGCUCAGAGGGAGCAGCAGCGAUUGGGGAGGUACGAGGCGGACAACAGCCUGCUGUCGAAGGAGAACUUGGAUUUGCGCUGCUCCCUGGAAAACCUGCGCUCUUCGUCUACCCGCCUGGCCACCCUCCAGGAGGAGCAUAAAGAGGCACAGAGAGAGGUGCAGGAUCUGCAGAGAAGGCUUGAAGAGACCCAAGAGGAGGCACAAGUACAAAGGAAGAGGGCUGAGAGGCUCGAGCUAAACGUGGCAGCCCAGAACCAGGAGAAGCAUCGCUUGGAAGAGGAAGUACAGAGGUCCAGAGAGGAGAGGGAAGACGAGGAGAGACAAAGGCAGGACACCCAGGCCAGAGAAGAGGAACUGAGAAGGGAAGUAAGUGAGCUGAGGGAAGAGCGGAGAAGGAGGGAGGAAGUUGAAGAGGAGAGGAGGAAGCUUCAACUGGACUUGGAGCAGUCAGAGAAGAGCAGGAAGUACCUGGAGAAGGAGAGUUGGAGGAUCAGAACGCUGCUGGAGGGGAAAGAGACUGAGCUGGAGGAGAAAGCCAGGCAAUUGACCACUGUGAAGAAAGAGGGCGCGGCUCUGGUUAAGGAAGUGGAUAGGCUGAAGGAGGUGUCCGUCAAAGCCAAGGAGUUGGAAAGGGAGAACAAGGAGCUGCAGAAACAGGCGACUAUCAACAAGAAGACUCUGGCCACUCUGAGAGAGGAGUUGGUGUCCGAGAAGCUGAGCGUUCAGCAACAGAGCGUUGAGUUAGAGCGACUCGAUCAAGAGCUGGAGAAAAUCGGGCACCACAAAGAAAAACUAUUACAGCAAGAGCACACCCUGGAGGACAGCAAGUACAAGCUGCUGGAGUCUCGGCUGGAAGAGACGGUCCAACAGACGUUGAAGAUUAAAGAGGAGAAAAUCUCCUGUCUGGAGAAGAAACUGGAAGAGAGCCGCACACUAAACACUACGCUACGUGCUAAGCUAACCCCCGGGGAAGAAAACCACAACUACCAGCAGUGCUCGGGAGGCAACCAGGGUCAAGAGUCAGCCACUAUUGAACUGCUCCGAAUCAAAGAUCAUCUCAUUGAUGUUGAAAAGAAUAAUGCCUCACUGCAGACAGAGAGCAGUCUACUGAGGGUGCAGCUCAAACAGCUGGAAAACCAGAACACGUCUCUUAACAACCAGAUGAUGGGGCAACAGCGACACACCACCACCCUGCAGGAGCAGAACGCUGUCUUACAUACGCAGACUGCAAAACUACAGGUGGAGAACUCCACACUCUCCUCCCAGAGUGCAUCGCUUAUGGCCCAAAAUGCUGUGCUGCAGGGCCAAGUCACUGCCUUGGAGUCAGAGAUGGAAUCGUGGCAGAGGCAACGCGAGGAGGCAUGGCGAGCCAGAGAGAGCGUGCUCAGCGACCACGAGCGCCUGCUGAGCGUGCACGAGAGGCAAGCGCACGAGUACGAGCAGCUCAUCAGCCAGCACGCUGCGCUUAAGAGCAAGCAGAGGGCGGUGGAGAGCGAGCACCGCGCGCUGCACAGCAAGCAUUGUACUUUGCUGCAGCAGAAGGAGAAAUGGGAGGAGCAGGAGAGGCACGGACGGAAGGAGAAAGAGGAACUGAACCAGGAGAUCCAAAAGAGUCGUCUUCUACAACAAGAGAAUCUACAGCUUAAAACAGAAGUGGACAGGUUAAUAGAGAGACAAUUGCAGCAGUCAGAGCAAUGUGAGGGGCUGCAGCAGCGCAUAAACGAAUACAAGAGUUCUUUGGGCUCUGCCCAGAUGGAAGAGCGUCAAUGGAUGGCCCAAUAUGAUUCACUAAUGGAGAAACACCAGGGCCUGGAUCUAACCAUGACCAAACUAGAUAACCACUGUGAGCUGUUGAGCCGCUUGAAAGGGAACCUGGAAGAGGAGAACCACCACCUCCUGAGUCAGAUCAACCUGUUGAGUCAGCAGAACCACACUCUACUAGAGAGGAGCAUGGAGAGCAAAGAGCUGUAUCACCAGGAGCAGAAACUCUACAUUGAUAAGCUGAAUGCUCUACGUCGCCAGAAAGAGAAGCUAGAAGAGAAGAUCAUGGACCAGUACAAGUUCUACGACCCCACACCUAAAAAGAGGAGUCAGUGGUCCGGAGCUAAAGCUUUAGCCAAACUGAUUAAACCCCGAAAGGAGAGCAGCAGGGAGAGGCGGCCCGACUGCGACAAGGAGGGAGGCAAAGAAAGAGACAGAGCAAAGAGCGCCCCAGACAUUCCGCUGCCUUCCCUGCCCCCUCUCCUCCCCCCUGAAACCCCACCUCCCCUUCCCCAGCGCACAGGAAGUGACACGCCGGACAGCAGCCAGCUCCAUAGUAACCAUAACAACCACAUCGGCAGCACCGGUCUGGGACCUCAGAGUCCAGCACUUACACCUAUCGUACGAGGGUUGGCUGACAGGGGCCGUGGCGUUUACCGCAGCAGUACGCCAGGGGGCAGCAGUGACAGUGUCAAUGGAGACGAUGGACUUGGACAAGGUCAGACUCAUGCAGCUCUGAGCUCAACUCCCAGACAUCCAUCACCCUCAUUGGGCCCAACUAGCAGCUCCAGACAGGGACAAGGCCUCAGCCGCAGGACUAGAGGUCUAUUAUUUGAUGAAGACUCUCGCCACAACUCCACUGACUCCGUGUCUGGUCAACAUGGCAACGGGGGAGGACGCCCAGGGUCUGCAGACUUCAGCCACAACACCUCCAGCUCCAACUCGCCUGUCAACGGCAGAGACUCAGCAGAUCGUCAGGCUCGCUCAGCCAGCAUCUCUAGUGAUGACGUCAUGGGUCUGAGCCAAUCACAACUGACACUGUCACGUAGCUCCACCCUACCAUACGACCACGCACCACAGAGAGCCCAACCGCAACGAGAAGGCGGGGUUAGGACAAAGACCCGCCCAUCAUCCCCUGGAAGUGAGAUGGUGUCGCUGGAACAGUUUCUACAAGAGAGCAACCAAAAGUCCCCUCCUAUGGUGUCAACAGGAAGCAAGGAGGACUUAAUGACGGAUUAUUUCACCAGAAGUCCCGCCUCCAUGGCUCCCGCUGGUAGAGAUCAGGUGACCCCCACCAGCUAUGUCACGCCCACUGUGCAGUCGUCCAACCAGAGGCCAGGCCAGAGCGUCAAACCCUCGCCCCGGCAGCCUGUAGGCCAAUCCCCGGUCUCCGGCCAGCUCGUCACCCAAAGAAGCAGCCAAUCACUGAGCAGGGCUUUCAGCCUCGCCUCAGCUGAUCUCCUGCGCUCCAACGGGCCAGACGGUUUCCGUGGAAAUGAAGGCCAAUCAGAUGUGGUCAUUCGGAGACAAGGCGGGGGGGCUAGUGCAAGAGAGCGUCCGCUCUCUGCUCGACUGGCUGGCCCGACCAAUCAGCAUGGAGAGGGCAGCUUCUUGAAUCCGCCUAUUCAUCAUUCGUCCUCUCUCAACCUGCAAACAGAGAGGCAAGCAGAGAGAGAAAGAGAGCGAGGAAGGACACCCGUCUCUCGAAACGGCCCCACCUCGUCCACUACCUACCACCACCGCGGAGAGGUCGCCAUGGUAACCCCAGUCAGGGCUGUGCCAGCAACGCGGCCUGACGAAGCCUCUGAGCUCGGGGAGGUGUUAAUGGAGGGGCAGUUGGGUGACUCCUCCCACUUAAAUAAAGAAAGCGAGACGGCGGGGUGUGUCUCUGUGGAACGCCCAAAGAGCACGCCUGCUUCCCCUGACCCCAACGACGACCCUCAGACUGUGUGGUACGAGUACGGCUGCGUCUAAACACUGACUCUAAUGAACCUCCCUGGGUGUGGCUGUGUCUAAAGACAGAAACCAAAUGCUCAGACUACAGUCUGCUGUGGCUGAAUCCAAACCCGAGCAGUCUGUCUCUGAACUGCGUUUUGUACCGUGGCAUGCAUUGUGGAUAAGAGAUCAAUCGUUGAUAAUCUUCCUUAGCAUUCAGACAUGAACGCCGCUACACUAUAGACGCUCUCUGAGAUGGCUGCAAUUCAUUUGUCUGCUGUUUUAUUAUCGCCCCUGUUUUUAAAUUUAAAUUUAAAUGGAAAUCUGAAGUCUCACAAUCCAGCACACGUAAAACCUACACGAGUUCGCGUCCUCGAUGCAGAAUACUGAAUGGCUUGGUCUAUGAGCUGGAACUCUUUUGACCUUUUGGCCCCUGAGAAGGUUUACCUGGAGGCCAGAGAACAGAUCUUCCUCACCGAGAGAAGUGGUUUGACUGAAGCGAAGGCGACUAGAAGCACCAGAACGACUGAAUGUAUUAGAUUUCUCCUCCUCUGUUAUCCUGAACAAACACUGGAAAAGAGGAGAGAGAGUAGGAAUGGACUUGAGGGGAUUGAAGCAGAGACUGUCGAUGCAGAAAGGCGGGGAAAGGUGAAGAGCCAGAAUUAAUCAGGAGGAUGGAUAGAUAAACCGGGCCGGAGGGGAGGUGCUCAUCCCAGUUAAACUACAGUCUUCUCUCUCCAUCUUUUAGAUUAUGUCCCAGCAUGCAACACUCUUAACACUUUACUGGAAAUGUUGCACAUUGUGAACCAACAGUAGUUUUACUUACACACACACACACACACAUGGAUACAUAAUGAUAUACACAGACAGAGAGGAGCUGUCCUUCAGGGGCUUGGUUGUUGAGUUGGACUUUGUUUACACACACACACCACUGGGUAAACCACUGGGUUUUGGUAUGGUGAAGUGCCCACUGCACAGGGAGACACUGGGAUCGGGAGAGUUACUCUGCACUUUGGCAAUAGAGGUUUUAUGAUGACUGAAAGUGUUUGUUUGUAAACAUGAUUGUGUUCUCAUGCUAUGAUGGUGAAUCAUGUUGUGCUCCUUUCACUCAGUCCGACGCUUCGAUCCACAAUGGAGCUCUGUAGAACCAUAGAAGACGCUGAGUAUUUCACCUGUCGACAUAACUCUUGUAUUUCACCUGGUCUGUAUCUUCAAGGUUUUUGUUUUGAUGUGACCGACUUGGGACAACCGUUUUACAUUUUGUGUCUUUUACAUUAUAUGUGCCUUGUAACUUUAUGGGAGGAGAAGCCUCUUCCUCUGAACCUGCAAGGUGCAUUAUUGGAGGGGUGGGAACACAAGUGCCCCCAUAGCCGAGUUUGUUUUGUCUCUGAUUUAAUACGUCUGAAUAUAAUCAUUUUUAUGGUGUUGUUAGGGUUUGAAUUGAAUUGCUACUUGUAAUUAUUUGAGCAACAGUAUAUGGAUGAGUAGCUUGUGCAGUUUGAAGAGUGAACAAAGAGAGGUGAAGCAGACGGGUGGUGCUACUGUGACCACACAGGAAGGAUGCUCCAACGACGUGUCCCCUUGUGGGUUUGUGGGAGUAGACUGGUUCAUUCCUCUGCAGCGUUCGCUCUACUUCUGUGAACCAUCUGAGCCGGUUUAGUAGAUGUGACGGAGCGCUGGCGCCGCCCAGGUGCUGUCGCUGCUCCGUUACCCGCUGCCGCCUACAGUGCUCUUCAUCACUUUCAAAAAAGUGUUGACCCCAUUUAUCAGCUAGACACACCAGCACGGGGAAAUGGGGGCCAUGUUGAAGAAUACCAAAGUUCCCCUUAAGUGAAAUGUGUCUUAAUCACACACACAAUCUCACACAACAAUGAGACACAACAAGUCAACACCACUGGAGCCUCUACUAGUGGUGAGAGGUAUGACUGAUAGGUUUUCCUCCAAGCACCGCAGACAAAGUGAGGAGGGGGAUGAAGAGGUGGGGGGAUAGAGGAACGUGGAAAAAAUAAUCUUAUUCUAAUUACUGUGAUGGACUGACCUUCUUCUGGGACUGCUGUCUGUCAACGCUGACGACUGACUUCAAAGACUUUCCUGAGAGCACUAAGGGGAUGAAGAGGAGAAGGAAGAUGAAACACUGGAGCAAGUGAAUAUUUGACUGGAUUCCAUCACUUACCUUUCCGCUCACCUGUUGAACAAAAAGCACACGUCAAUAUGCAACAAGCUAAAUUAUUUUACAUGUAACAUUUGUACAUGACAUUAGAGUUUUAUUAACGGGCAAAUGUUCCCAGGCUUUUUAGAUACUUUUUUGUAAAACCCUCUGGAACUGGAGACCAAAAACCCACCUAUUUUCUGAAUAACCCUGUAUACUGGGGAAAGAUGCAGUUCCAAGAGCUUUUUUAAUUUUUUAUUGUUAAAACAUGAUUUGGUACAUGUAGGGUGCUGCUGUCAGUAGACCGGGAACCGUCUCCUUAUUGCUGUUUGUCCCUGCUGCUCAUGAGCACGAUGCCCGGUGGGCCAGCGGGCGGAUGAACACCAAGGACGAGAGAAGUGAGAGCAGAAGGUGGUGAGCGGCCACUGAGGUCCCCCUGGCUCUCAUGUGACUACUGUUUAGAAGAAGCUACUAGAGUGACUUGGUAGAAACUGAAGUUGAAGCUUUCUGCUAAUAAAGAUUUACAAACUUGAACUGAU
Gasterosteus aculeatus aculeatus (three-spined stickleback) is the source of this 8502-nucleotide messenger RNA. It is a transcript of the gene ccdc88c, whose product is annotated as coiled-coil and HOOK domain protein 88C. Gene Ontology annotation, cellular component: cytoplasm; centrosome. Gene Ontology annotation, molecular function: microtubule binding; dynein light intermediate chain binding. NCBI's taxonomy places the organism in Eukaryota, Metazoa, Chordata, Actinopteri, Perciformes, Gasterosteidae. Gene Ontology annotation, biological process: cytoskeleton-dependent intracellular transport; cytoplasmic microtubule organization. The record is from RefSeq and is a predicted model, not a curated record.